AUGUCCGCGCCUCGAGUGCACGCGCGGUAUCUGGGACUUGAUGCUCUGCACAUGAUGGGAGCAGACCGCGAGCCUAAGGAUGUUUUAGGGCCCUACACACCAAACGCGUCCUCAUGCAGUCUCUCACCCAACAUCCGAUCAGAACCCAGAACUACUUCCAUAUACAGCCUCAGCACCUUAAGUCAUCCCGUAAGAUUCACCGGGGGUAGCUGGACCCUACAGGGUUUGGAGCCUGGACAAAGCCCUUCUUUAGCACCCCUGCGGCGAAUCGAUGUGGAGAGAAACGAAUUCUCCCUCUCUCGUUCCGCUGCCUCCUUCUGUGAGAUGAUGGACUUGCAGAAGUCAAGCAACGCCUUCCAGAACUCAUCGUUGCCGACUGUCGUAGCUAUGCCAUGCAGACGCUUCGAAUGGACCGUGGUCGAACCGGUGGGUCCCGGUGAAGUUCUGACACUGUACAUGCUGAUGAGGGGACGCUGGGGCGCCCCUCGCGUGCUCGGCGUCUACCGACUUGGCCUGCAGAUCCUCGUCAACGAUGGACAGCUCAGCCUCACAGACACACUUGUUGACGACAAAAAUAAGCCUGUACCGGUUUUCGUGGAUAUGGAAGUUUUCUACGUAGCACCAAUAGUUGAAGAACCUGUCGUUAUACAUAUGGAAGAUUUAGACAAUCCAGCCGAGCUGGUUUCAAUUAAAGGUUCCAUUAAAGAUCAGCCGUCAGUGCACGGAUCGGCUCGCGCCUCACUGCGCGGUUCACAAGAUGGAUCAGUGGCCAGCACUUCGACAGUUAUCGAUAUAGAAGAAGAAAACGCCCUGGAAAACAUAGAACGUAACAUCGCUAAUAUUGAACGUUCGAUGCAAAAGAAAGAGGUAUACAUCGACAUAGAUUCAGGGGAUGAAUCCCGUGGAUACAAACUUAAAAAUGUUGGAAAAAGAUUGCUCAGGCGCGGUUUCUCUCUGGGCACUGAAAAGACCGUAACCAUAUCAGAGCAUGAACGCAAAAGGACCUCUACUUUCAAAAGCGUUCGAAACCUGAUGCGUAUGGGCAGACGAAUGUACGACAGCAGCGGCGACGAAGAGCAAGGCUUGCUGGAUAUGCCAGGCCCGUCAUCGGAACCAGACCGCCCCAUCAGUCAGACUUCCAAUUCAUCCGAUGAAAUGGUUACCGAACCAAAACCUCUACCAGACACUCCAAAGAUAAAGAGAUUACGUACGGUACUGGACAUGGCUGGACCUUCUGCUCUCAAAGCAGCCGACUUCCAAGUCUGCGUCACUAUCAUCGAAGCUCGUCAGUUGGCUGGUCUAAACAUGGAUCCGGUGGUCUGCGUGCAAGUGGGCGACGUCCGUAAAUAUACCAGCGUUAAGGAGAGCACUAAUUGCCCAUAUUAUAAUGAAUACUUUGUGUUCGACUUCCACAUGCCGCCGAUUAUGCUCUUCGACAAGAUCAUAACGCUUUCGAUGAAGGAAGCGCUGUACGAAAUCGGUGUGCGUCUCGACGAUUUCUGGAGAUACUUGAAAUUUUAA
Molecule: messenger RNA, 1521 nt
Organism: Bombyx mori (domestic silkworm)
Lineage: Eukaryota; Metazoa; Arthropoda; Insecta; Lepidoptera; Bombycidae
Exons: 8
Coding region: 1-1521 (506 amino acids)
Biological process (GO): plasma membrane organization
Source: RefSeq, a predicted model, not a curated record